AGGCAUUGCUUAACUUCCAAGCCCUCCGAUGUCUACGUCCAGCCAGUCAGGAGAUGAAGACCAGAACGCAUUUUUGGCUAAAAUACCCCAUCCUCUUUCAUCUUCAGGACCAAUGAUAUCGUCAUCGCAAUCAACGUCGCCUUUGAACUUGAACGGUUUCCCACUAGAAGUGCUGAUCAUAGUGCUAUCUUACGUAGAUCCGUUAACUCUUCGAAACAUUCCGCUUGUCUGCAAAACCUGGAACAGCAUUUUGCAAGACGAUACCAUCUGGAACGCCAUCUUCAAGCUCCAAUAUCCCUACAAACGAGAAAUAUUCUCUUCGGUGACGAGAUCGACACAAUUCAAGACUGAGUUACUUCAUAGAACUCAGUUGCGCUAUAACUAUCGACGAGGUAGAUUAUUGACACAGCAAUAUACAACAAACCAUUUUGUCAGCGGUAGCUCGAUUGCUAUUGACUGGAGCAGAAACAGGUUGACCAUCAUCGACCUUCCCCGUUCGGCAAUUCUCACGUGUGACAUACGAAAUGGCAAAAGCCCGAAGUUUGCCACAGAUUUUGUUCCGGAAGGUGUGACAAGCUAUGAUGCUGGAAAUACAUCAGGCUCCCUUCAUGGAAGCCGGGUAUUGGUAUUUGGCCGCUGGGAUGGUUCCGUAUCAGGCGCUUUAAUCGACUGGAAAGGUCUAGUCUUGUCGGAUGUUCAUAAUUGGGGGUCCAUGUCUGGUGGUAGGGUGACAUGUGUCACUGCAUGUGUCAAUUCUUCAAUCUCCACGAAUUUUGCUGCUGAAAAGAAAGCCAAUCUGCCUCCUAUAUCUUCUCUUACUCUAUCGUCUCCUUCCUCGAUUUCAUCUUCCACAACAACCUUGUCUUCAACUUUGAAAAAGAACAUAAUUACAUCUCCUCCUUCAUCAUCCCAUAACAUAUUGACAAAGUCAGGAAUGGCUGGUGCUUUUAGUGCUGAUGAAACAGGAACUAUUAACGCCUGGGAUAUCAGAACAGGCGAGUGUCUCUGCGAGUACAAAACAGCAGUUAACAGCAAAAUAAUUAAGCUCCAGAGUGACGGUAAAACUGCUGUCAUUGUGUUGUUCCAGAAUGGAGAAUUAUGGUUAUUGAGAAACGUAUUUGGAUCACUAAAAGGAGAUGAUGUCAAGGUCAAGUUUGAGAAAAUAGGGCAAGUUCCCUUUGACCGCAAUGGACUAAUCACCCUUAACCUAUUUAUCGAUUAUGGAGGUGAAUCGGUAGUUGUGUGGAAUGAAAUUGAGGUACUAGUUUUAUCUUAUUCAAACAUAUCAGAAGCAAGUCGUCAAGUUCAAAACCAUGAUAACAUUAUUAGCUACACACCACCCGAGCGUACAUUGAUAAGCUCAGUUUCUUUUGAAAGCAACGAUAAACUUUUCAUCAAAAGAGACCCGAAGAUAGUAGGGUCAGAUCCUUUGUUGGCAGCCGUUUUGCUUAAUAAUGGUAUCGUUGAUGUGAUAAAUAUCCGUGAACCUCCUUCUUCUACAGCGUUGGAACCGAUUAACACAAUCGUUCCAAAGUUUUUAAGUGAACAUGAAUCUGGAGUUUCAAUGAAUUAUUCUGAUACACGAACUUCACCGGUUGCGUCCGUAUGUUUAAACUCUUUGGUUUUGGCUAUUUCGAACCAUCUAGGUAAAGUUGAGCUCUUUGAUGUUAUGACCGGUGAAUAUUUGAGGACAGCUAUAGAUCGAGUAGGGAAAAAGAAACUCCAAGAGCUUGAAGGCCUGUUACCAAACAGACUAAUAAAUAGCUCGAUCAAGGUUUAUCUUGAUGACUCUAGCACGAGGGGUGUUUUAAUAAUAGGUUCUCAUAUCCAAUAUUUUCUUUGUGGAGGGCCUAAGAAUGACGAUGAUGCUACAGGUGUCAAGAAGAAGACGAAAUCAGGGAAGCGUGGUAACGAUAAGAAAGGUGAUUUUAGCGAAGACAUGAAACAUUCUAUGAGUGUAUACGAGGAAGAGAAAAUGCAAAAGAAGAAAGAACGGGAGUUGCUUGCCAAAUACAACGGUGAAGGACUUGAUGAUGAAAAGGACCAACUUAAUAUGGCCAUUGUAUUGAGCAUGUCGUUGAACGAGACUGGGAAUAAGAGGGAAGAUUAUAACCUGAAUGGAAACUUGAACGAAUCGAGUGAUUCGUACCAUGAGGAUGAAGAGAUGAGACAGUUGAAUGAAGCUUUGAAAAUGUCGUUGAAUACAACGGAAACAACUGAAACAACUCCUAUCGAGAACCAUUCUCUGGCUGAUUCAAAUCAGCAAACAAAUACGGAGACGGAGACGGAUCCAGAUAUAGAGACAGACGAAGAUCUGUUGCUUGCCAUUGAGCUCUCGAAGCAAGAAAACAACAUGGACUGGGAAGCUGUGGAAGAUCGAUGGGAAAGUCUUGUACAUAAAUGAAGUGAUUCAAUUAUCCUUUUCUAGUUACUGCAUACCCUGAUAUUUUUUUUUCAAUUAUUUAGCAAAAAUUAUAAUGAUACAUAUAGCUUUGUUUUCUUAUUCAUAUAGAUAAUUGUUCACCUGAUC
Messenger RNA from Pichia membranifaciens NRRL Y-2026, 2530 nucleotides. RefSeq lists its product as hypothetical. The transcript has a single exon. The coding region runs from base 29 to 2404 and encodes 791 amino acids. Gene Ontology annotation, molecular function: protein binding. Lineage: Eukaryota; Fungi; Ascomycota; Pichiomycetes; Pichiales; Pichiaceae. The record is from RefSeq and is a predicted model, not a curated record.